GAAGAGCAGGGGGAGGAGCUUCAGUGUCCGGCGGGUCGGGCUCAGGGAGUCCCGGACUGAAGCGUCCAAAGUUUCCGCGGCGAGCCGCUUCUGCUCCUCUCUGCUCCAGACAAACGGACCUCGGUCGGAUCCAGACGCGCAGCCGCGGCGCGCCGUGAGCAGGACGCAGAGUGUGACCAGGCGGGCUUUGACUGUUCCCACCGGAUGAAAACUCCGGAAACAAAGAGUGAAUGUGACGGAGGGCAGGAGCAUCCCGCAGCGGCUGGCAGGAAUGAAGAGGAUGCGCUGAAACUCUCACUAACUUUUACCUUGGAAUGAUUUGGAUCAGCGUCCACACAGGGAAUCCUCUGGGAUUAAAAUAAAGAGGAGCGAUGGAUAACUUCUUCACAGAGGGGGAUCGGGUGUGGCUCCGGGAGGAGGAGCAGUUCCUCCCCGGCUGCGUGUCUUCCUGCUCUGGAGGCGUCGUCGUCUUCGCCACAGACUACGGCCAGGUCUACACCUACAAGCAGAACGCCCUCACCAGGCAGAAGGUGCAGCCCAUGCACCACAGCAGCGUCAGAGGCGUGGAGGACAUGGCCACGCUGGAGGACCUUCACGACGGCGCCAUCAUGCACAACCUCUACCAGCGAUACCAUCAGAGGCAGAUCUAUACGUACAUCGGCUCCAUCCUGGCCGCGGUGAACCCGUACCAGCCGCUGCCCGGCCUGUACGACCGGCCCACCAUCGAGCUCUACAGCCGCCACCACCUCGGCGAAAUCUCUCCACACAUCUUCGCCGUGGCCAACGACUGCUACCGCUCGCUGUGGAGGAGGCAGCAGAACCAGUGCGUCCUGAUCAGUGGAGAAAGUGGAGCUGGUAAAACCGAAAGCACCAAGCUGAUUUUGAGGUUUCUGUCCGCCAUGAGCCAACACUCGCUGGAGGUUUCCUGCAGAGACAAAACGUCGCACGUGGAGGAGGCGCUGCUGGAGAGCAGCCCCAUCAUGGAGGCCUUCGGAAACGCCAAGACCGUCUACAACAACAACUCGAGCCGCUUCGGGAAGUUCGUCCAGCUGCACUUCAAUCAGAAGGGAAACAUCCAGGGAGGAAGAAUUGUUGACUAUCUGCUAGAGAAAAAUCGAGUUGUUCGGCAGAACCCAGGAGAGAGAAACUAUCACAUCUUUUACGCCAUAUUAGCAGGAGCCAACAACCAGCAAAGAGAGGCGUUUGGGUUGACGCGUCCUGAAAGCUACCACUACCUGAGACAGUCCAACUGCAUGGAGGAUAAGACAAUCAACGACAGCGGCACCUUUCAGGACGUUCUGAACGCGAUGCAAACCAUGCAGUUCACAGAGGAGAACAUCAGGGAGAUCCUGCGCCUCCUGGCGGGGAUUCUCCAUGCAGGAAACAUCGAGUUCAUGACGGCUGGAGGCGCUCAGGUCGCCUCCAAAUCAGCUCUGAGUUGGACGUCUGAACUUCUGGGCCUGAACUCGGAUCAGCUGGCAGAAGUCCUGACUCACCGCUCCAUGAUCCUCAGGGGGGAGGAGAUCUCCACGCCGCUAACAGUCGAACAGGCGGUGGACUCCAGGGACUCCAUGGCCAUGGCACUUUAUUCCCAGUGUUUCAACUGGAUCAUUCACAAGCUGAACCACCGCAUCCGGGGCAAGGAGGACUUCAAAUCCAUCAGCAUCCUCGACAUUUUUGGAUUUGAGAACUUUGAGGUGAACCGCUUUGAGCAGUUCAACAUCAACUAUGCAAACGAGAAGCUUCAGGAAUAUUUCAAUAAGCACAUUUUCUCCCUGGAGCAACUUGAAUACAACAAAGAGGGCCUGGUUUGGGUCGACAUCAACUGGAUGGACAAUGGAGAGUGUCUGGAUUUGAUUGAGAAGAAACUGGGUCUCCUGGCGCUGAUGAACGAGGAGAGUCACUUCCCCAAAGCCACAGACGACACCUUACUGGAGAAGCUCCACAGCCAGCACUCGAAAAAUCCAUUUUAUGUGAAACCUCGUGUUGCAGUGCACCUAUUCGGAGUCAGACAUUAUGCAGGAGAGGUGGUGUAUGACGUGAGGGGGAUGCUGGAGAAGAACAGAGACACUUUCAGGGAUGACAUCCUCAACAUGCUGAGAGAAAGCAGGUUGGAUUUUGUCUAUGAUCUGUUUGAACACGUAUUGAGCCGAAACAAGCAGGACACGCUGAAGAGCAGCACCAAGCACAGACGGCCCACCGUCAGCUCCCAGUUCAAGGACUCUUUGCACUCCCUGAUGGCCACCCUGAGCACGUCCAACCCGUACUUCAUCCGGUGCAUCAAACCAAACACACACAAGAUGCCUGACCAGUUCGACCAGACGGUGGUUCUGAACCAGCUCAGGUACUCCGGCAUGCUGGAAACGGUGAAGAUCCGGCGCAGCGGCUUCCCAGUCCGCAGAUCCUUCCAGGACUUCUGCUCCAGGUACAAAGUCCUGAUGAGGGGCGUCCUGACUCCAGAUGACCCCAGGGGGCGCUGCAGGCAGCUGCUGCACCUCUAUGACAGCAGCAGUGCAGAUUGGCAGCUCGGCAAGACCAAAGUUUUCCUUCGAGAGUCUCUGGAGCAGCGGCUGGAGAAGCAGAGGGAGGUGGAGGUGCUGAAAGCAGCCAUGAUCAUCCAGGCCCACGUCCUGGGCUACGUGGCCCGGAAGCAGUACAGGAAGCUGCUGCAGUGCAUUGUGGUCAUUCAGAAGAACUACCGGGCUUUCUACUGGAGGAGGAAGUUCUUGCUGCUCCGCUGGGCCGCGCUCACCUUCCAGAAGCGCCUGCGGGGCCAGCUGGCCCGCCGGGCCGUCGGCCGCCUGCUGGACGAGAGGAGGAAGAGGGAGGAGGAGGAGGAGCGCCGCAGAAAGAUGGAGGAAGAGAUGGAGAGAGAGAGACUGAGACUGGAGGCGGAGCGACGCGCCAAAGAGGCUGAGGAGGUUCUGCGACUGGAGGAGCUGCAGCGCGCUCAGGAGCUGCAGCGCGCCAUGGAGCUGCAGCGCGCCAUGGAGCUCACCUCUCUAGUUUUUACUCAGUCUCAGCUGGAGGAAGCAGCUGCAGCUUUACCCGAAACACCGGAGGAGCUGGAGUCGGUCUUCAAGGAGGCCGCCGAGGAGGAGGAGGCGAUCCGCCCCCAGGAGGCGUCCCAGGUGGAGGAGAUCCUCCGGCUGGAGCGAGAGAUCCAGGCUCUGCAGAGACAGAAAGAGCAGCAGGAGCUGUCCCUGACGGAGGCAUCGCUCCACCGCCUGCAGCGCCUCCGGGAUCAGGAGCUGCAGCGGCUGGAGGACGAGGCCUGCAAGGCGGCGCAGCAGUUCCUGGACUCGCUCAACUUCGACGAGAUUGAUGAGUGUGUGAGGAACAUUGAGAGCUCCCUGGGCGUUGGGGAGGAAGAGGAGAAGGAGAACGGAGGGAGAAGAGGCAAUGACGAAGAGGAGGUCGAUGAAGGGUUCGGAGCCGACGACGAGGCUUUCAAAGACUCUCCCAACCCCAGCGAGCACGGCCACUCCGACGGCCAGCGGACGAGCGGAAUCCGGACGAGCGACGAUUCCUCUGAAGAAGACCCGUACGCCAACGAUGUUCCGAUCCCGGCGAUGCCCCUCACCACCCUGCUCCACCAGCCGCUGCCUCCGUUACCGCCAGCCGCCCACAGCGUCUCAUCCAGUGGCGACUCCGCCUUCUGCCACCCGCAGGCGUCGUCCGAGGCGCCGUCCGACGACCUGGUGGAGCUGAUUCCUCCAGACGAGGACUCGGACUACGACCAGGACGACUACGACGAGGGCGCCAUCGUGUCCAGCGGCAGCGUGGCGUUCUCCAGCUCCCGCAGCGGGCAGUGGUCUCCGGAUUACCGGGGCUCCGUGGGAACGUACAACGGCUCAGGGGCUUACCGCUUCAGCUCCGAAGGCGCUCAGUCGUCGUUUGAGGACAGUGAAGACGACUUUGACCGGUUUGACACAGACGAUGAGUUAUCGUAUCGACGGGACUCGGUCUACAGCUGCGUCACUCUGCCGUACUUCCACAGCUUCCUCUUCAUCAAAGGGGGCCUGAUGAACACGUGGAAGCGGCGCUGGUGCGUUCUGAAGGACGAGACCUUCCUGUGGUUCCGGGCCAAGCAGGAAGCUCUGAAGCAGGGCUGGCUGCACAAGAAGGGCGGCGGCUCCUCCACGCUGUCCCGCCGCAACUGGAAGCGCCGCUGGUUCGUGCUGCGGCAGAGCCGGCUCAUGUACUUUGAGAACGACAGCGAGGAGAAGAUGAAGGGAGUGCUUGACAUGCACAGUGCCAAAGAAAUCGUUGAUAACACGGGUAAGGAGAACGGUAUCGACAUCGUGAUGCCAGAGAGGACCUACCACCUGAUCGCAGAGUCUGCUGAGGACGCCAGUCAGUGGUUCAGCGUGCUGAGUCAGGUCCACGGCUCCACAGAACAGGAGAUCAGCGAGAUGCACGACGAGCAGGCCAAUCCGCAGAACGCCGUGGGAACGCUGGAUGUGGGCAUGAUCGACUCGGUUUGUGCGUCAGAUAAUCCAGAAAGACCAAACUCCUUUGUCAUCAUCACUGCGGAGCGGGUGCUGCACUGCAACGCCGACACGCCCGAGGAGAUGCACCACUGGAUCACUCUGCUGCAGCGCUCCAAAGGAGACGCGCGCGUCGACGGGCAGGAGUUCAUCAUCAGAGGCUGGUUGCACAAAGAGAUGAAAAACAGCACCAAGGCUUCGCUGAAGCUGAAGAAGCGCUGGUUCCUGCUCACCCACAAUUCCCUGGACUACUAUAAGAGCUCCGAGCGGAACGCCUUGAAACUGGGAACGCUGGUUCUGAACAGCCUCUGCUCCGUGGUGCAGCCCGAUGAGAAGCUCUACAAGGAGACCGGAUACUGGAACGUGAUCGUCUACGGGCGGAAACACUCGUACCGGCUCUACUGUAAGCUGCUGAACGAAGCCACGCGUUGGGCCAGCUCCAUCCAGAACGUCAUCGACACCAAAGCUCCCAUCGACACGCCGACCCAGCAGCUCAUCCAGGACAUCAGGGAGAACUGUCUGAACUCGGAGGUGGUGGAGCAGAUCUACAAGAGGAACCCCAUCCUCCGCUACAGCCACCACCCGCUGCAUUCCCCGCUGCUGCCGCUGCCGUACGGAGACAUCCAGCUGAGCGCGUCACGGAGCCGGAGCUACACCACCCUGCAGGACGAAGCCCUCCGGGUGUUCGGCUCCCUGCAGCACCUGGACGGCGUGGCCGACCCGGUCGCCAUCAUCCAGGGCAUCCUGCAGACGGGGCAGGAGCUCAAGCCGCUGCGCGACGAGCUCUACUGCCAGCUGAUCAAGCAGACGGCCCGGCCGCCGCAGCCCGGCGGCCCGGGGAACCUCUGCAGCUGGAAGAUCCUGGCCUGCAUGUGCUGCACCUUCAUGCCCUCACGGAGCGUCCUCAGAUACCUGAAGUUCCACCUGAAGAGGACCAGAGAGCUCUUCCCCGCCUCAGAGAUGGACCGCUACGCCGCCUUCGCCUUCGACUCCUUGAAGAAGACUCGGUCCAGGGAGAAUGUGCCGUCGCAGGAGGAAAUCCGCUCCGUCGUGGCCCGGCAGGACAUGAGCACCACAGUGCACUGCCACGGCGGAGGCUCCUGCAAGAUCACCAUCAACUCACACACCACUGCAGGGGAGGUGGUGGAGAAGCUGAUCCGCGGCCUGGCCAUGGAGGACAGCAGGAACAUGUUCGCUCUGUUCGAACACAACGACGCCUCAGAGAAAGCCAUCGAGAGCCGGACCGUGGUGGCCGACGUUCUCGCCAAGUUUGAAAAACUUUCAGCCAGCUCAGAGGAAAGCAACACGGGCUGGAAGCUGUACUUCAAACUGUACUGCUUCCUGGACACGGACGGCGUUCCCAAGGACAGCGUGGAGUUCGCCUUCAUGUUCGAACAGGCCCAUGAGGCAGUGAUCCAGGGCCACUAUCCGGCCCCGGAGGAGACGCUCCAGUUCCUGGCCGCCCUCAGGCUCCAGUACCUCCUGGGCGACCAGAACCCCCAGAGCACCGUGCCCGAGAUGUCCCAGGUGUUCCCCAUGGCUCGACUGCGGACCCGGGUCCAGAACUCGGCCAAGACGUUUUCCGGCGCCGGCUCUGUGGCGGAGCGCUCGGGGACGGCGGAGCGGAAACGCUCCAGCUUCCUGGAGGGAACGCUGCGGCGGAGCUUCCGGAGCGGCUCCCUGAGCCGGCAGAGGCUGGAGGAGGAGAACAGCCUGGAGGCCUGGCUGAGGGAGGAGGCGGCCGCCGUCCGGACCAGCGUCCUGGACAAGUGGAGGAAGCUGCAGGGCGUGAGCCAGCAGCAGGCCAUGGUCAAGUACAUGGCGCUGGUCAAGGAGUGGCAGGGCUACGGAUCCACGCUCUUCAACGUGGAGAGCUGUGACGGAGCCUUCCCGGCGGAGCUGUGGCUCGGCGUGAGCCGGGAGUCCAUCUCCGUGUACAAACGCGGCGAGCCGUGGCCCCUGGAGGUCUUCCCCUACGAGCUCAUCCUGUCCUUCGGCGCGCCGCUGCCCAACGCCUACAAGAUCGCCGUGGAGGGCCGGGAGCUGGUGUUCGAGACCCAGAUGGUCAUGGACAUCGCCAAGCUCAUGAAGGCGUACAUCAGCAUGAUCGUGAAGAAGCGCCACAGCAACAGUCAGUCGGUCAGCAGCCAUGAGAGCAAAGGCAGCGCCUGGUGAAGCCGGACGGAGCCUCAGGGGCCCGCAGGCCGGAGCAGGGCCAGAACCGAACCCAGAACCGAACCCAGAACCGAACCCGAGUCGAGAUGAAACCCGCUCCUUCCUCAGAUUAUAUGAAAUAGGUGUCAAAUGUUUGCGCUGCAAUGUUUUUUUGUGUCGUUAUAAUUUUUAAGAAAAAACUAGUUUCCAUAAAUAAAGUUUCCAUUUUUAUCUCAACAUUAAAUCAAACAAAAUGGAUGUAAGUUAAUUGUGCUGCAUUUGUGCAGGAAUGUUUUUGUUCUUGCCAUUUUCAUUUCUAAGAUUUUUUUUUUUUAAAAAGACGUUUCCAGAGGUCAACAGAAAUCUGCCGAGCGACCUCUGACCCCACGCAUGAACAAAACUGAUAGAAAUUAAUCGUGCAGCAAAAUUUUUUGUAUUGUUUUAACUUUUAAGAUGAUUUUUUAGCUUUUCAGAGGUCACUAGAGGUCAACCUGCCCUUUAACAAAAUCAGAACAAAUUGAUAUAAAUUAAUUGUGCUUCGUUUGUGCUGAAUUUUGCAUCAAAAUGUUUGUUUGUACCGUUAUAAUUUUUAAGAUUUUUAAUAGAAAAGAGUUUCCAAAGGUCACCAGACAUCAACCCGUCGUUUAAUUAUUGCUGCAGAAACGUUUGACACCAGUUUCAUUUAAUUUAAAGAAGGUGGGUCCAGCUUCACUCAGCCUGCAGCAUGAAGGAUGAAGGCUAACAUGAAGGCUAACAUGAAGGCUAUGCAAAAAGAAAACCUCUGAGGUUUCUCCACCGGGUCCAAGUCGAGCUGCGAGUCUCCAUGGAAACCUGAGCUCAGACCAAAGCAUCGCGUCUCUACACAAACGGAGUAUUUCCACCUGGAAGUGCUUCUCAUCAACAAUCAGUCUGGAAUAAAAUUCAUCAGAAAAACGUAACAUUUUCCAUCUGGACCACCUGAAAUGAUGCUUUUAGAGAAGCGGAUUGUGGUUCGGUUCAAUUCCAGUGGCAGGAGGAAACUUUCUGAAAGAAACUAAAUAUUACCCAAAAGAAAAAAGAAUGGAACAAAAGCUACCAAAGAAAACCAGAACUCAUCGAGUCUCUGCUGACUUUUAGCUACUCUUCAACAUGGGAAAGACAAGAAGACACGCCAGGAGACGUUACCGUUUCAGACGCUUCUGGCUGUGGAACUGUGACUGUCAUGAAUUGUUUCUUUAGAGAAGAGACUGUUUGAAUGUAUUUUCCUUCCCGUCCCAAACAAAACAACAACCCUGAAUCCGAUUCUGAUUCUUUUAUAACUGAUUAGCAGACAAUGAAGAAAUCACAAGUGCCUGUUUCCAUCCGGAUGAACUCCGAUCGGGUCCGAGGUUCUGCUGAGGAAUAAAAACGGCGCUCCGAUGUUUCUGAACCGGUCCUGCUGCACGAGCUCAGAAACAGCAACUUCUCUCUCAUGCAAAGCAAUCAGUACCCAAAUAUUAAAGCUUCCUGACUGAGUUUUAGGCAAUCUGUUGUUGUGGACCACAGAAAAUCCAAAAAUCUAACAUUUUUAGGGCUUUUGAGAUUUCUGAAAGGAAAGGUUCCUAAAUUAGUGGUAAAAACUUGGGAACAUUGUGGUAAACAUGGGUAAAGUAACAGUUAUGGUGACUGUUGUGCAGUUUUUGCUUCAGCUUGACUGAGCCGCUCCACCAGACCCGGUCCGGCAGCGCAACAUUCCCACGUUUCCCUGGAGCUCCGCGGGCGGCAGAUCCAUCCAAAGACCAAGACCUGCAGGUUCCUGCCACAGUUCAGUGCCUUGUUGUAAAUUCUGUACACUUCCUGUUUUACAUGCAGAUUGGUUUUUGGUAGAAUGUGUAAUGUAAUAUAUAUAUAUAUAUUAUAUGUGAUAUAAUCAUGUGGACUGUACAUUUCAGGUUUUUGCCUUCUGAUUUAUUAUGCCAGCAGUUUUCUCUUGCAUCUUUUUUUGUAUCUUUUUAAAUCUGAAUUAUCAUUAUGUGUUAGAAUAUGAAUUAGAAUUAUGUGUUGAUUUACAAUAAAUAAAUAAAAAUA
Molecule: messenger RNA, 8690 nt
Organism: Xiphophorus hellerii (green swordtail)
Lineage: Eukaryota; Metazoa; Chordata; Actinopteri; Cyprinodontiformes; Poeciliidae
Gene: myo10
Product: myosin X
Exons: 41
Coding region: 372-6665 (2097 amino acids)
Biological process (GO): regulation of cell shape; regulation of filopodium assembly; cytoskeleton-dependent intracellular transport
Cellular component (GO): myosin complex; filopodium; cytoskeleton
Molecular function (GO): phosphatidylinositol-3,4,5-trisphosphate binding; plus-end directed microfilament motor activity; ATP binding
Source: RefSeq, a predicted model, not a curated record